This is a messenger RNA of Apus apus (common swift), 1477 nucleotides long. It is a transcript of the gene CDKN1C, whose product is annotated as cyclin dependent kinase inhibitor 1C. Gene Ontology annotation, cellular component: nucleus. Gene Ontology annotation, biological process: regulation of cell cycle. The record is from RefSeq and is a predicted model, not a curated record. Gene Ontology annotation, molecular function: cyclin-dependent protein serine/threonine kinase inhibitor activity. The transcript is spliced from 3 exons. The coding region runs from base 179 to 760 and encodes 193 amino acids. Lineage: Eukaryota; Metazoa; Chordata; Aves; Apodiformes; Apodidae.
CUCGCGGAGAGCGGGGUUUAAAAGCCAGGCGGCCGGGGGUAGGGGUUCAGAGGCAAGAGGCAAGUCCGGCCGGAACGCGAUCGGGACGGGAGGAGAGGAGCAGCGGGGGGGCACCCACCCCUUCCCAGCCCACCGCACCCCAUCCUACCCCACCCACUCCGAGUUCUCCCCCGUGGCGAUGUCCAACGUGCACCUCUCCGGCGCCGCUACGGCCGCCCUGGAGCGCCUCUCCGCCCGGCGAGCCCUGGCCGGGCACGGCCGCAGCCCCGUCUGCAGGAGCCUUUUCGGGCCGGUGGACCACGAGGAGCUGGGUCGGGAGCUGCGGAACCGCCUGCGAGAGAUGGGGGAGGACGACCAGCGCCGCUGGGACUACAACUUCCACACCGACACGCCGCUCCCGGGGCCCGGCCGCCUGCGCUGGGAGGAGGUGGAGGGCGGCGCCGUCCCCGCUUUCUACCGGGAGACGCUGCAGGUGGGGCGGCACCGCGUCCCCCUCUGCCGGGCGCCCCCGUCCCCGCCGCCGCCCUCCGCCGCCGCCGCCAAGGGGCCCGGCGGCCGCCUGAGCCGGGAGAACCGCGCCGCGCCCCGCCGCUGCGGCAUGCGGCCCCGCCGGAGGGGCCCGACGGCCCGCAUCACAGAUUUCUUCGCGAAGCGGAAAAGGCCGGUGGAGCCCAAGGCGGCGGCGGAUCGUCCCGCCGGUUGCCCGUCGUCCCCCGCCGCCGUGCCGGCUGAGCAGACCCCCCGCAAGCGGCUCCGGUGAGCCAGAGUUUUGCACUACAGCACCCACGGGAGAGGCGCGGCGCCCCCGGAGGCAGGGGGGGGCCAGGGUGGGCAGCGCGGCGAGCUGAGACCCCCCCCGGCGCCUUCAUGGACCGGGACCGGGAGCUGGAACGGAGCCGGAGCGCCUGCCCGCCGGCCGCGGCCGCGCACGGAGCAGUGUUAACGUACAACUGUGCAAUUUAUUACGUUUUAUAUAGAAAUGUAUUAUGCCUAAUGUGAGUACACUGGCCAGAAGUGUAAAGCUUUAAAAGUCAUUUAUAUGAAAUGUUUAAUCUCUGCUGAACUCUUCAGUGAAAAAAAAAAAGGAAAAAAAAAAGAAACAGAAAAAAGGAAAAAACCAAGUGUAUAUUUGUACAAAACUUUUUUAAGAGUUAUACUAACUUAUAUUUUCUAUUUAUGUCAGAAAUGUGGAUAACUUUGGACAUCCAAUAGUCUUGUGUUUGUUUUGGUUUUUUUUUGUUAAGCCAAAGGGCACUAUAUUUGCUUUUGUUAUUUACAAAAAUGUAAAUUUAUUUUUAUAGUGGAAAAUUUUUUGUUGCAUUCACAAGAUGUAGCUAUGAAUCAAAAUAUUUUUUAGACUUGACUUGAAGACAAAUCUGUUUCAAUGGUUCCUGAGCUGGUCUGUACCACUGCAAUUGCAAAUAAUGCCACAACUUCAAUAAUAUAAAUAAAUAAAUAAAACAAGCCAGGAAACUUC